AUGUUUUUUAAAGUAAAGCCCUCUGAACAAUUCCCAACUGCUCCUGCUAGCCCAGUAUUAAUCCCCUCUGAAGAGUCUUCUGUCCCCGAGGUAGCUCUUGAAGAAAUCAGAAAAGUAUUAUAUUUUGGUUUUUGUGGAUUCUUAUCUACUGCAGUGAUCUCACUGGCAGUGCUUCAAGUGAAUGUUAAUGCUAUAUGUGAUAGGAAUCUCGAUGAAGUAAAUGCUGUUUCUGCAUUGUUAUCGCUUGUUAUGGCCACUGUAUGUUCUAUAUUAUCUUUUUUCCCAAUUCAAACAGCAGCGAUUACUAGAGCAUUCAAAUAUGGUGAAAUACCUCUUUAUGAAAAGUCACAUAUAUGUCAGUGGGCCGGUAUUACUGCUCUAAUAUUAUUACCUCUAUUUCUUGUUGUUCAAGACGUUGGUGGAUUUAUAUCAAUUGCCGAAAGUAAUACGUGUAAAUAUACAGCUCCAGGAUUAUUUAUUGGUAAGUGGUCACCUAUAAAAUUUUAA
Molecule: messenger RNA, 507 nt
Organism: Cryptosporidium muris RN66
Lineage: Eukaryota; Apicomplexa; Conoidasida; Eucoccidiorida; Cryptosporidiidae
Exons: 3
Coding region: 1-507 (168 amino acids)
Source: RefSeq, a predicted model, not a curated record